This is a messenger RNA of Hypomesus transpacificus, 484 nucleotides long. RefSeq names its product ghrelin/obestatin prepropeptide (gene ghrl). NCBI's taxonomy places the organism in Eukaryota, Metazoa, Chordata, Actinopteri, Osmeriformes, Osmeridae. Gene Ontology annotation, molecular function: growth hormone-releasing hormone activity; ghrelin receptor binding. Gene Ontology annotation, cellular component: extracellular region. Gene Ontology annotation, biological process: gastric acid secretion; regulation of response to food; positive regulation of growth hormone secretion. The transcript is spliced from 3 exons. The record is from RefSeq and is a predicted model, not a curated record. Bases 24 to 359 code for a protein of 111 amino acids.
UCCUAAAGCAGCCAUUCUUCACCAUGAUUAUGAAGAGAAGUACUGGUGUGAUGCUCCUGUUGCUAUGUUGUCUGUCUCUGUGGUGCAAGUCAGCCAGUGCUGGCACCAGUUUCCUCAGCACAUCGCAGAGACCUCCCGGUAAAGGAAAGCCUCCCCGAGUUGGUCGGAGGGCUGUGGAGGAGUUUUCUGAGCUGUUUGAGGAACACCAACCUCAAAAGGAUGGACACAAAACAGUGACAGUCCCAUUUGAGAUGGGUGUCCACCUGAGCGAGGCGGAGUACGAGGAGUAUGGCAUGGUGCUGCAGAAGAUCCUGCAGGAGGUCCUGGGAGAUGACCCACCAGCAGGAAACCUCAUCUGACCUUUGGCCUUAUGUUUCUGUCAAAACAUAGCAAAGACAACUACUGGGUACAACCCUAGCGUUGAUGAGUUUUUCUGAAUGUUAAAUGUGGAAUAAAAACAUGUCCUAUGAUUACAUCACAUGCG